UAAUAAUUUAAAAUAAAAAUGGCUUCAACUAGCAAGAAGGAGCCUGAAAGCAAAGUGACUCCUCCAGUUCCUGCUCCUCACAGACGCUAUUCUGAUCCUACUGAUAAAGAUGGCGCUAAUCCUGAAGGAGGAGAAGCCGAAGAGUUGGAUCAAUACGAGGCCUCUCUCCUCAAGUCAGGCUGCGCCAAGGAGCACUACCAGCUCCAGGAGUGCUACUAUGACCAUGGAAACGACUGGAGGAAGUGUCAGGAACAAAUGAAACUCUUUAAAGACUGCAUGUCAAAGAAAAAGCCUAAAUAAGACUUUUCAAUAACUUUAUUUUCCGUAUAUUUUAGGACACUUAAA
Molecule: messenger RNA, 345 nt
Organism: Amphimedon queenslandica
Lineage: Eukaryota; Metazoa; Porifera; Demospongiae; Haplosclerida; Niphatidae
Product: coiled-coil-helix-coiled-coil-helix domain-containing protein C550.01c-like
Exons: 1
Coding region: 19-300 (93 amino acids)
Biological process (GO): mitochondrial respiratory chain complex IV assembly
Cellular component (GO): mitochondrial intermembrane space
Source: RefSeq, a predicted model, not a curated record